AUGAACAAUAAUAUAUGUGAUUAUCAUCCUGGACAAAGAAUUACUAUUUUGUGUUUAUACAAUUCAUGUUCAGAAGAUCGUUUAGGUUGUUAGAAGUGUUUACUCUCCUUACACAAAUCGCAUAUCAAAAGUUGUGUGUUGAUAUCUGAAAUCUAAAAGAAAUAAAAUUGUGUAGAAUUAUUAGCUAAUACUCAAAAUGAAUAAUAAAUUAUCAAAUUUUCAGAGGAUGAAUUAAUUCAUAAAGAAAAACUCAAUAAAAUCACAAACUAAUUGUAAUAAUCUUUAAAAGGUUGUUUAAAUAAUUAUAUACCCUUUAGGCUAUUUGAAACAAAUUAAAUUGAAUCUAUUAGAGCAAGAAUCCAAAUAAAAAACAAUACAAAUGAAACAUAAUAAAGAAAUAUUAAAUUCUUAUUAUAAUUCUUAUGAAUUUGAGAAAUUAAAGGAAUAAUUAGUUAAAUUUAAAACUGGCCAAUCAACAGAAGAAUAAGUAUGAUUAUUAUCCUUAUUAGAUAAAUGAUUUUAUAUCUCAAAUUAUUAAAGAUAGAUAAAACUUAUAAAAUGUUUGUUAGAAUUAAUUAAUAUAGGGAUCAAAAUAGAAUGGAUUACCUUAAGAAUUUAAAGAUAUGAUAGUUACAGAAGUCUGCAAUUCAUUGGAGUCUAUCAAGAAUUUUAUGAGAAAAGAUGAUUGUAAAUAAAUUAUCCAUAUAUAUUUUAGCUAUCUUUUUCUAUAAAUCUUAGCUUUCACAAGAAGAAGAUGCCAAUAUAUAAGAGACAAUUAAAGGGAAAUAAUUUAUAUUUAAUGAUUAAGAUGAAGUAUAAUUGAUUUAUGGAUCAUGUACACUCACAAAAGGAAUUUAUGAAUUUCAAAUUGCUAUAGAAUAUAUAUAAAGUGAAUAGUCUAAAUAAGAAGAAUAAUAGGAAGGUUUGGCUUCAAUUGUUAAUAAUUAAUCUUAAUUAUAUAAUCCUUACUCUUAACAUACUAUUGGUGGACAUAUCAGUAAUUCUGGAAUAUUUGCACAAUAAGAAUAUUAACACUUACAUAGAGUUUAUAUUGGAGUGGUGGAAGAUUUGGUUAAAGAUUAAAUGGCCACUUAUUCAAUAAUGUAUUAAACAUAGUAAUGUUGUGCUGUUGAUAUUAUAAGAGGAGCAGCUAUUGGAUCAUUUCAUAUGAAAUAAUAAUUAGGUGAAAAAAUAGAACCAAUCUAAUCUUUAUUUCAUAAGAAUAUGAAGAAAGGAUUGGUUUUAGCAUUCAAAAUUAAUUUAGAUGAAAAGUAUAAAAUUUAACAUAUUAUCUAUUAGUAAGCUUAUAUUAACAGAUAGUGAAAGUAAAACAAGAUAUGAAGGAUAAUUGUACAAUAUGACAGGUGACAAUAUUAAACCUUAUAUCUUAAUUUACAAGAGCAAUGUAAAAGUAACGAUUAAUUGA
Molecule: messenger RNA, 1426 nt
Organism: Paramecium pentaurelia
Lineage: Eukaryota; Ciliophora; Oligohymenophorea; Peniculida; Parameciidae
Source: the annotation of a GenBank genome assembly